AAUGACAAGUUUAUAACGAAAAUCUUUUUUUUUUAUGGAUUUUUGUAUUGGGAUAAUGAUAUAAAAGAAUGUCUAUAGUUUUUAUUAAGGAACAUAACGAAAAUAUUUAUGGUAUACAAGAUGUGGUCAACGAAUCAUCAUCGAAACAUCACAUAAAACCCAUUGACGAAACAAAACUAGCAAAAUGUUCGCAAUCUAUUACCCCAAUUCCAAAGGUUCAACCAAAACUAACAUUUAAAUCAUCAAAACCGGAUCCGAAACAUUUUUUAAGAAAACGAAUCCCACCAAAACCGUGCUUAAAAUUAACGAGAAAAAGGUUUUUAACAAAACCCGCAGUCCCCGAAACAAUUAAAACCGUCCAAGAACAAGAUGAAAAAUUAAAAUUUAUCCCACCAAAUGUGAUUCGAAGAAAUAUUCAAAAUGCUGUUAAUUCGAAACCGAAAUCACCUGAACGUGCCGUGGUUAUCGAUGAACAUGGGACGAGAAAGAAAUUGAGCGAAGCCCUCGAAGUCACCUACAUAAAUAAGAAAGCGUUCGCUAAAUUACCCGAGUUUGUUACUUUGGAAAAAAUUAUGAAGGAAAAGAAGAAAUUGAAGGAGAAAUGGAAAAGUGCCACGGCGCAAAAACCGAAAUGUAGGUACAUUGUAAGAGAUAGUCGAAAAAAAUUGUUGAAUGGAUUAAAAAAUAAUUGGGAAGAAUUACAACGGCAAUAUCAAAAGUUACCGAUUUUAAUGGAUACGCUUCCGAAGAAAAAUCGAAAAAGUCAACUUGAAAGUGAGUUGAAACAAAUUGAAAAGGAUAUCGUGUUUUUAGAGAGACAUCCUUAUAUUUAUGUGUAUGAUAACGACGAAUUUUUGGGCUAAACAGUUUUUUCUAAUAAAAUUAAAGUGAUAAAA
Messenger RNA from Onthophagus taurus, 896 nucleotides. Its product is annotated as enkurin-like. Gene Ontology annotation, molecular function: calmodulin binding. Gene Ontology annotation, cellular component: acrosomal vesicle; axonemal microtubule. Lineage: Eukaryota; Metazoa; Arthropoda; Insecta; Coleoptera; Scarabaeidae. The record is from RefSeq and is a predicted model, not a curated record.